UCUUCAGGUGGGUUUUUACUGUUUCGUCUGGGAAUAUCAAUGACAAAUGGCAGCGAUGUUGAUGCUUUAGUCUCGGGGGAUAACUUUAUUGGGAAGCUUCCUGACCAUCUCUUGAUAGAAAUUUUUGUCCGGGUCCCUGUCACAGAGUGGGCACAGAUAUCUUGUGUUAAAAAGCAUUGGGCAAACCUAUUCCGUGGGGAAUGUUUGUGGCAAGCUGCUCUUGUGAAGUCCUAUCCUUUGGCUAGCCAAGCAAAACGGUGGCCAGGUCCAAUUCCACGAGGGUUGAGCAGACGGAGAUUCGUGGCUUUGUAUAUAAGUAAACAGAUUUUUUCUCUCGAUGGAGAUAUGGAUGAAAUAGUGGGCCAUGCUUAUCUAUUUUUGAAAGAGCAGCUUGAACUUUCAACAAUGCCUCCUUCCGCGGUUCUUCAUGGAACAAUGAUUGAUCAGUUCAUAGCUUGUGGAAAGUCAAGAGACGUGGCAAAUGAGCUUGCUUCACAGAUUUGGAUUGCUGUUCUGGACAACUUGGAGGAAAAUGAACACACCUUUCUCUUGCUGAAACGUCUUGCCCAAGAAGCUGAUGUUUUUCUUCCAUACCCUUAUUCAAGAUCGAGCAAGAUCCAGUGGAGAGUGUUUGAGAAGCUGUUCACUGAUUUCCGCGAUUGCUUCAACCACGUGGACUACUACGACGUAUUGUCGUGCGCCAAGAACAGGUUCCAACCGAUCCCGUCGGCUUGGUUAGGUUAUUAGCCAUAUUUACUUACACUUAGAUGUACAGAACUAAAAGGCUCAUACCGGUUCUUGCUAUCUGAGGCGUGGAUAUGCAUAUGUAACUGUAACAUAUUGUAUAUUCCCUGUGAGCUAAACGUGAGAGCUCUUAGAAUCUGCCAGUGGCAGAUCGAUUUGAGGUAUGCUCAUCUCUGCACAAGACUCUGCAAUAAGCGUGAGCAUUUCAUUUGUAAUUGCAUCGGACUUUUUUUCGGUUU
Messenger RNA from Eucalyptus grandis, 983 nucleotides. RefSeq lists its product as uncharacterized. The record is from RefSeq and is a predicted model, not a curated record. The coding region runs from base 40 to 747 and encodes 235 amino acids. Lineage: Eukaryota; Viridiplantae; Streptophyta; Magnoliopsida; Myrtales; Myrtaceae. The transcript has 5 exons. Gene Ontology annotation, molecular function: protein binding.